This is a messenger RNA of Coregonus clupeaformis (lake whitefish), 4538 nucleotides long. It is a transcript of the gene prodhb, whose product is annotated as proline dehydrogenase (oxidase) 1b. The record is from RefSeq and is a predicted model, not a curated record. Bases 97 to 1950 code for a protein of 617 amino acids. The transcript has 14 exons. Gene Ontology annotation, cellular component: mitochondrion. NCBI's taxonomy places the organism in Eukaryota, Metazoa, Chordata, Actinopteri, Salmoniformes, Salmonidae. Gene Ontology annotation, molecular function: proline dehydrogenase activity; FAD binding.
AGAUAAAUGCGCAACUAAUUUCAAGCAGCCUACAAGCGAUGCUGCGCUCACCUGCUUAGUUAGCUCCGCUGAGACCAACGCAACACCUCAAAACUCAUGUCAAUUGUCAAAACUGUACCUGCCCUUGCUCGGGCAGGCGUGGAUAUAAACUUCAGAAGACUGAAUGCCCUUUCUAACCGGAGAGCACAGUCCACUGUCGCCUCAACUCAGGCGGACCAGGAUGUCAACAACAGAGAGGACGCCGGCGCACAGUCCUACUCUUCAAGGAAAAGCAGAAAUGCUUCCUCCUCUCCAAAGAUCUCUAUUGACUUUGAGCAGACACAGGAAGCAUACAAGAGUAAAGACAAUUUAGAACUGCUCAGAAGUUUGGUGGUUUUCAAAUUGUGCUCUUAUGACCUUUUGGUUGAUAAGAAUAAGGAGCUGAUGGAUAUCAGUAAGUUCCUACUGGGGAAGAAGGCAUUUGAGCAGUUUAUGAAGAUGACAUUCUACGGUCAGUUUGUGGCGGGAGAGGACCACAAGUCCAUCAAGCCUCUGAUUCAAAAGAACAGGGCCUUCGGAGUGGGCUCUGUCCUGGACUACAGUGUAGAGGAGGACCUCACACAGGAGGAUGCAGUGACUAACGAGAUGGACUCAUGUGUGUCCGCUGCAGAGAAAGAAAGCAUGGGCCACAGAGAAAAGAAGUACAAGGCUCACCAACAGUUCGGGGACCGCCGAGGGGGAGUGACCGGUGCCAGGACAUACUUCUACACUGAUGAGGCCAAAUGUGACCAACACAUGGAGACCUUCCUAAAGUGUAUCAAAGCAUCUGGUGGGAGCUCAGUGGAUGGCUUCUCUGCCAUCAAGAUGACUGCACUGGGACGACCUCAGUUCCUGCUCCAGUUCUCGGAGGUGCUGGUGAAAUGGAGGCGUUUCUUCAGCUUCCUGGCAGCACAGCAGGGGAGAGAUGGCAUGGAGGCUCUGGAGCAGAGGCUAGAGCUGCAACCACUACAGGAGUUUAUGACCAAGCUGGGGGCCACAGGUGACUUCCAUGGCUGGUUCACUGGAGAGAAACAAGGAUCAGGAACCAUUGACAGGCUGGACUGGAAUAGCCUGAUCGACGACAGAAUAAAGAUAUCAGAUCUACUGGUUGUCCCAAAUUUAAAGACUGGUCAGCUGGAGCCCCUGCUCAAUAAGUUCACAGAGGAGGAGGAGAAACAGAUGAAGAGGAUGCUCCAGAGGCUGGAUGUACUUGCCAAGCAUGCAGAGGAGCACAGUGUUCGUCUAAUGGUGGAUGCAGAGCAGACCUACUUCCAGCCCGCCAUCAGCACACUGACUGUGGAGAUGCAGAGGAUCUACAAUAGAGGGAAACCUGUCAUCUUCAACACCUACCAGUGCUACCUCAAGGAGGCCUAUGAUAUCAUGACCAUGGAUGUUGAGUUGUCGAGGCGUGAGGGAUGGUUCUUUGGGGCCAAGCUGGUGCGUGGGGCCUAUAUGUACCAGGAGAGGAGCAGAGCGGAGGAGAUUGGAUACGAGGACCCCAUCAACCCUGACUAUGAGACCACUAACAUGAUGUACCACAGGUGUCUAGACUACGUCCUGGAUGAGAUUGGACUGAACAGAAAUGCCAAUGUCAUGGUUGCUUCUCACAACGAGGACACAGUGAAGCACACCAUCAGGAGGAUGAAUGACUUGGGCCUGACUCCCACGGAGAACAAGGUGUACUUCGGACAGCUGCUGGGCAUGUGUGACCAAAUCAGCUUCCCAUUGGGCCAGGCAGGUUUCCCUGUCUAUAAGUAUGUUCCAUACGGGCCGGUGAACGAGGUGAUACCGUACCUAUCCCGUCGUGCCCAGGAGAACAGGGGCUUCAUGAAGGGUUCCCAGAGGGAGAGGGAGCUGCUGUGGAAGGAGCUGAAACGCAGGCUGGCCUCUGGACAGGUCUUCUACAGACCUCAGCCUGAGCCGGCACUAUGAGAUCACAGCUAGCUAGCUGUCUGUCUGUGCUGCCUACUCUCUUUCUAGUGCUCUCUCUUUCUGUCUCCUUCUCUCUCUCUGUGUCAUGUUCUCUGUCUUAUUCUUACCGGCUACUUGUUUGCUCGCUCAUAACACCCCUCUCUCUGUUCAUCUCUUCCCCUUCCCCCUAGCCAUCUCUCUCCCUCUCUCUUUCCCCCAAUGUCCCUCUCUUCGUCUUUCUCCCUCUCUCUUAAUUCUCUCUCUGUAAGCAUUCCUCUUGGUGUCCUCAGCAUCCUCAUAGCGCUGCAUACAUCAUAUGGGCAUCUUUACUACUCCAACAGGACUCCCUAAAAUGUCAGGCUGGCCCAGUCCACCCGUCGCUCGCUGCUUUUUAUAGCUCUAUUUAGAGGGACAACAAUAAUAAAAACAUAACAGGCUUGAUUUAAAUGGCUGUAAAAUAUCCAACAACAUCCCUUUUACUUUAUAAUGCUUCUUGAGGAUACAAAAACCUCUGAGGAGUAUUUCUGUAGAUUUCCUACAUAAUGUUUUAAAGGUAGUAUCAUAUAGUGUUCUUUGGAAAUGUAUACUGUACAUAAAUCUAGGGUGAGUUUGUAUACUUGUCUACACACACUGGUGCCUCUGUAGUACUAUAUAAUAAUAAUAAUAAUAAUAAUAAUAUUACUGUAGUACUGUAUUACAUAUUACACUCUCAUAGACAGAGCUAGUUUAGUUUGAAUCAAUAAGAGUUCUUUGCAAAUAUAUACUGUAAAGGGUCUGGAGGGUUGGUUUUCCAGUAGCCUAGUUUUGAUUGUGUUCAUAUCCAGGGAUGCAAUUACAGUACUGUAUAUGAUUCUGGACUUCAAAUAGCUGAUACUGAGUGUGCUAUUUAUUUGUCCAUUUGGCAUGUAAAUGUCAUGUUAAAUAUGUUGGAUUUAGCACUCCAACCUUGUCUCUUGUAAAUAUACUUUAGCUAUCUGUGAAAAGCUGUUCAUUUCUUUAUUCAAAAUGUGUUUCACAAAGUGAGUUUAUGAUCAAAAUGGCUGACAAGAAGAAUGAACAAGUCCUCAACAAGUAUUGUACAAGUUUAAAGUAAAUUGAGAAAUCACAAAGUUAUUGUCCUCUUUUGAUAGCCCAGCUUUUGAGUUAGACUCCCAGUAUGGGUCAUUUUGUAUGAAUGCACACAACUUCGAACUCUCAACACAUCAACAAGUCUUGUUAAAGUUGAAAGCAAAUGGAGAAAUCACAAAGUUAUCGCCCUCUUUUGAUAGCCGAGCUUUUAAGUUAGACUCCCAGUAUGGGUCAUUUUGUGUGAUAAUUGUAGGUUAGAGCCUGUUUCAUUACUGACAGUCCAUUAAUAUCUCAGUCAGAAACUAAUCAUGCUUCCCAAUAAUUAUCACCCUGCGACUCUGUGACAGCGACAAUUCUUCUGCAGAUGAUCAUUAAAUUGCCUGUGAUAUUGUGCUCUCACACUGAAUAGGGGAGGGAGAUGAUGUGUUAUUCAUCGUAGGCAAAUUGGUCAGAAGAACUCUUUGUGUUACAGAAACGCAGUGUCUAAUGUAGGGGCUCAAUUCCAUCUGUAUCGUUAUAGCUCAAAUUUAAUUUAAUGGCAAUGUUCCCACGUUGGCGGAGACUGCAUUCACAGUAAACGCUGCAAAUGUCGGCUCAUUCGGAAAUGACCUUUCAAUGUCAAUGCGGAUCUUCAGCGAUACUUCAGUGAUACGCAUUGAAUCCAGCCCUACGUUUCUGCUAUACGUUUCUUGGUGAAUUGAGAAUAACGUUCAUUUUUGAGUUGUGUUGUGUUUCGUUUUAUAGCUCAACUCACAUUUGUUUGUCAACAAUUGUAUCCAUCCAAUACACUUACUCAAUCAACUGUUCUUUUUGACUUUCAGGACAUUCUCUAGUAAGGAAACAAUGGAACUCCAGAUCCACUGUCAGUACCUUCUAAACUGAGCUUUUCCUAAUUUACUUUAUGUAAUGAGUGUUGACGUUUCUUAUGCAAGAGGUUGACUGUAAUCACUUUACAUGUGGGCAGCAGGUAGGGUGGCAGGUAGCCUAGCGGUUAAGAGCAUUGGACCAGUAAUUGAAAGGUUGCUGGCUCGAAUCCCAAAGCUGACUGUGACAAAUCUGUCGAUGUUCUCCUGAGCAAGGCACUUAGUCACUGGAUAAGAGUGUCUGCUGAAUGGCAAAAAUGUUAAGUGCAGUGUUGUCUCAUGAGAGCCCCUGUGGUGAUGGAAUGCUUCAGACUGUUUGUUUUGUUUGCCUUAUGUUUGUGGUUAGGAUUUAAUUGAUAUCAGACAGCAAUUUGUGCCUUUUCCCUGGUCUCAGCAACAUUACAUGCACUCUUUGACAGGGCAAUAUCAGUGCUGAUAUGCAAACACACACACCCACACACCACUGCAGUGUAUCUAUAUAUAUAGAUUCGAUUUUAAAUAUGUUUGUCACAGAGUAUAGACUGGUAACAAAAAAGUACAUCUAUUUGGGAAAAGGAUAAAUAGACAAUGGGGAUUCUGUUUAUGAUGUAUUUUAUCAAUUCAAAGCUUGUACGGUUCAUAUGACAGCUAAAUCUCCAUAGGUUUAUUGAAAGAAGGAAAAAUAAAUCUUAUUCCCCA